GAGAAAGUUGAAGAUAUCAAUGGUUGUCCUCGAAGCCAAUCUCAAAUGAUUGAGAAUGUUGAUGUCUGCCUUAGCUUUCUGGCAGCCAGAGGAGUAAAUGUCCAAGGUCUUUCUGCUGAAGAAAUAAGAAAUGGGAAUUUGAAAGCCAUUUUAGGACUGUUUUUCAGUUUGUCUCGUUAUAAACAGCAGCAACACCAACAACAGCAGUACUAUCAGUCCUUGGUGGAGCUACAGCAACACAUCUCUCAUUCUCCAUCUCCUCCUGAGAUUGGCCAGUCCAAAACACAGCAAGAUAUGCAGUCCAGGCUUCCUGGGCCCUCAAGGGUGCCAGCUGCAGGCAGCAGUACCAAAGUCCAGGGAGCCUCAAAUUUAAAUCGAAGAAGUCAGAGCUUUAAUAGCAUUGACAAAAAUAAACCUCCACAAUAUGCAAAUGGAAAUGAAAAAGAAUCACCCAAAGGUCCUCACCCAUCUGCAGGUAUGAAUGGAAAUGUGCCGCACCCCACCACCACUGGGCAGCAGCCGGUCUCUGCCAUCCCCUCUCCAAGUGCCAGCAAGCCUUGGCGCAGCAAAUCAAUGAAUGUCAAACACAGUGCCACCUCUACCAUGCUGUCUGUGAAGCAGCAAAGCCCUGCAACCUCACCUACACCACCUGCAGACAGGCUUAAGCCACCUCUUUCUGAAGGUCCCAAAACACCUUCAUCUGGGCAGAAAUCCAUGUUAGAGAAAUUCAAACUGGUUAAUGCUCGGACUGUUUUGCGGCCCCCUCUGUCAUCAUCAAAUUCAGGUCCCACUGAGAGUGGAAGAGAUGAUGAAGCUUUUUCAGAGUGUGGUGAAAUGGAUGGCUUCAGUGGUGGGCUCAGUAGUGCUGGAUCUACCACAAACAGCCCCAAAAUAUCACCUAAAUUAGCUCCCCCGAAAGCUGGAAGCAAAAAUAUCAGCAAUAAAAAGUCUUUGCUACAGCCAAAGGAUAAAGAAGAAAAGAGCAAAGACAAAAGUAAAGUUUGCACUGAAAAGGUGGUAAAAGACGAAAAGGAACAGAUUGCUGAGACACCCGCAAAAAAGACCUCAAAAAUUGCAAGCCUGAUCCCCAAGGGGAACAAAGCAACAUCAGCCAAGAAAGAAAGCUUAAUUCCUUCAUCUAGUGGGAUACCAAAACCUGGUUCAAAAGUACCUACAUCAAAGCAGAAUAGUUCACUAGUAUGUUCAGGAAGUAAAGAGACAGAAAAACUGAGGAAUGCAAAAGGAAACCAGCCCCCAUCUACAGCAAAAUCCCAAGGGAAUGAGAAAACACACGUUCCUUCUAAUCUCCCAGCUUCUGAAGGAAAGGAAUCUAGCGCUGCUCUUACUAGUACAUCAUUUGCGUCUCCUUCAAUGGCUGCAGCCAGUGGGCAAGUCCCAGGAAGCAGCGUUGUCCAACUUCCUCAGCAGCAGCAAUACAGCCAUCCAAAUACAGCCACUGUAGCCCCAUUUAUUUAUAGAGCUCAUUCAGAAAAUGAUAGUUCCUCUAUCCCACCUUCUGACUCUUGUAUCAGUCCUACAAAAAUGGAUUUGGCAUAUAGUAAAACUGCCAAGCAGUGUCUAGAAGAAAUAUCUGGAGAAGAUCCUGAAGCAAGAAGAAUGAGAACUGUAAAGAAUAUAGCUGAUCUGAGACAGAACUUGGAAGAAACUAUGUCCAGUCUUAGAGGAACUCAAAUAAGCCACAGCACACUGGAGACAACAUUUGACAGUACAGUGACAACUGAAGUGAAUGGGCGAAGCAUCCCUGGCUUGACAAGCCGAUCUUCUCCAGUGACCUGGAGGCUUGGACAAGCUAGUCCUCGACUCCAGGCAGGUGAUGCUCCUUCCCUGGGUGGAGGGUACCCUCGCAGUGGUGCUAGUCGCUUCAUCCAUACUGACCCUUCUCGAUUCAUGUACACCACACCUCUUCGUCGUGCAGCCAUCUCUCGUCUUGGGAACAUCCCCCAAAUUGGCAUGGGUGAAAAAGGAAAUAGUGACCUGGACAUUUCCUCUGAUGUUGAUGUUGGAGGAUACAUGAGUGAUGGGGACAUUCUUGGGAAGAGCCUCCGAGCUGAUGACAUCAACAGUGGUUACAUGACGGAUGGAGGGCUCAAUCUCUAUACGAGAAGUUUGAAUCGGAUUCCUGACAUAGCUACCUCUCGAGAUGUCAUUCAAAGAGGAAUUCACGAUGUGACAGUGGAUGCAGACAGCUGGGAUGACAGCAGUUCGGUUAGCAGCGGCCUCAGUGAUACUUUGGAUAACAUCAGCACAGACGACCUCAACACUACAUCAUCGCUGAAGACAGAUUCUGAAAAACGUUCAGUAACUGAUGGAGAACCUUGGGGGAGCAGUGAAGAACUGAAGAAGCCAGAGGAAGAUCUUGAGAGCAAUGUUGACAGCAGUGGCAAGUGGAGGAGCCAUCCUCCUGGGUUGCUUGAGGAUGCUGAGAAGGGGGGGCAAAAAGCCUCUCUCCCCAUUUCUCAGACAGGCUCUUGGAGAAGAGGCAUGACUGCACAAGUGGGAGCAACCUCAUCUAGGCACAAAGCAGGAGGAAGUACUAUCAAGACACCUGGAAAAACAGAUGACGCCAAAGCUUCUGAAAAAGUAAAAACUCCCCUGAAAGGAACUUCCAUCCAGCGGUCCCCUUCAGAUGCAGGAAAAAGCAGUGGAGAUGAAGGGAAAAAGCCUCCUUCUGGCAUUGGUCGAUCAACAGCAACAGGUUCCUUUGGUUUCAAGAAAGCUGGAGUCAGCUCUUCAACAAUAAUCACUGCAAGUGGAGCAACUAUAACAAGUGGCUCAGCAACUUUGGGAAAGAUACCCAAGUCUGCAGCCAUUGGUGGAAAGUCAAAUGCAGGGAGAAAGACCAGUCUAGAUGGUUCUCAGAAUCAAGAAGAUGGUGUGUUACAUAUGAGUUCAAAGACCACUUUGCAGUAUCGAAGUUUGCCACGUCCUUCAAAAUCAAGCACAACUGGGAUUCCUGGCCGAGGUGGACACAGGUCCAGCACCAGCAGCAUUGACUCGAAUGUCAGCAGCAAGUCUGCAGGUGCUGCUGCCACCAACAAAUUGAGAGAACCUACAAAGAUUGGCUCAGGUCGAUCUAGUCCUGUAACCAUCAACCAGACAGACAAAGAAAAGGAAAAAGUGGCGGUAUCCGAUUCUGAGAGCGUAUCCUUGUCCGGUUCUCCCAAAUCAAGUCCAACUUCAGCCAGUGCUUGUGGAACACCAAGUCUCAGACAGCCAGGUUCAAAAUACCCAGAUAUUGCCUCACCCACAUUUAGAAGGUUGUUUGGUGCUAAAGCCAGCGGCAAAACUGCCACUGCACCAAAUACAGAAGGCGUGAAAUCUACAUCUGCCAUGCCCAGCCCUAGUACCACAUUAGCUCGGCAAGGCAGUCUGGAAUCUCCAUCUUCAGGCACAGGUAGCAUGGGCAGUGCAGGUGGGCAGAGUGGAAGCAGUAGCCCCCUCUUCAAUAAGCCGUCGGACUUAAAUACAGAUGUUGUAGGCUUAAGUCACUCCUUGGCUUCAAGUCCAGCCUCAGCCCAUUCUUUCACAUCAGGUGGUCUUGUGUGGGCUGCAAACCUGAGUAGUUCUUCUGCUGGUAGUAAGGAUACACCAAGUUACCAGUCAAUGACUAGUCUCCACACCAGCUCUGAAUCUAUUGAUCUCCCUCUUAGUCAUCAUGGCUCCCUUUCUGGAUUGACCACAAGCACUCAAGAGGUUCAGAGCCUGCUCAUGAGAACUGGAAGUGUCAGAUCUACUCUUUCAGAAAGGUAUACGCCAUCUUCUCGGCAGGCUGGUCAAGAGGAAGGGAAAGAGUGGCUACGUUCCCAUUCUACUGGAGGGCUACAGGACACUGGAAAUCAGUCUCCCUUGGUAUCUCCUACAGCUAUGUCUUCCUCUGCAACUGGGAAAUAUUUCUCUAAUUUAGUAAGUCCAACAAAUUUAUCUCAGUUCAAACUUCCUGGACCAAGUAUGAUGCGAUCAAACAGCAUCCCUGCUCAAGAUUCUUCUUUUGAUCUCUAUGAUGAUUCUCAGCUGUGUGGUAGUGCCACAUCCUUAGAGGACAGACCACGUGCAAUUAGUCAUUCUGGUUCAUUCAGAGAUAGCAUGGAAGAAGUACAUGGAUCAUCAUUGUCACUAGUUUCCAGCACUUCUUCUCUUUACUCCACAGCUGAAGAAAAGGCACAUUCAGAGCAAAUUCAUAAAUUACGACGGGAACUGGUUGCAUCUCAGGAAAAAGUGGCCACCCUAACAUCACAACUGUCAGCAAAUGCCCAUCUUGUAGCCGCAUUUGAAAAGAGCUUAGGGAAUAUGACAGGCCGGUUGCAAAGCCUAACAAUGACAGCUGAACAAAAGGAAUCAGAACUCAUAGAACUACGGGAAACCAUUGAAAUGCUGAAAGCUCAGAACUCGGCUGCACAAGCUGCUAUUCAAGGAGCUUUGAAUGGCCCUGACCACCCUCCCAGAGAUUUGCGAAUAAGGCGACAACAUUCCUCUGAAAGUGUUUCCAGCAUCAAUAGUGGUACAAGCCAUUCAAGCAUGGGGAGUGGUAAUGAUGCUAACUCUAAGAAAAAGAAAAAGAAAAAUUGGGUGAACUCUAGAGGAAGUGAGCUGAGGAGUUCAUUCAAACAAGCUUUUGGGAAGAAGAAGUCUGCAAAACCUCCUUCCUCCCAUUCUGACAUAGAAGAAGUCACAGAUUCAUCUCUUCCAUCCUCACCUAAAUUACCUCACAGCUCUGGAGAUUGUGGAUCUACUUCAAUCAGGCCAUCCCAAUCAACUUCUCUGAUCUGUGAAUGCACAGAAGCAGAGGCAGAAAUAAUUCUGCAGCUGAAAAAUGAGCUCAGGGAGAAAGAGCUCAAACUAACAGAUAUUCGUCUGGAGGCCCUCAGCUCUGCCCAUCAUCUUGACCAAAUUCGGGAAGCCAUGAACCGCAUGCAGAAUGAAAUUGAGAUUUUGAAAGCUGAAAAUGAUCGUUUGAAGGCUGAGACUGGAAACACUGGCAAACCAGUCAGGCCAUGUUCAGAGUCUUCAAGCAGCACAUCUUCUUCCUCUUCGCGACAGUCUUUAGGUCUCUCUCUGAAUAAUUUAAACAUCACAGAUUCAGUUACAUCUGAUAUUUUACUGGAAGAUGUUGCAGAUGGAACUCUCCAUAAAGAAGGCCAGAACGUUAAGAUUAUUGUCACAAUAAACAAGGGCUACGGUCGAUCGAAGGACCAAAGAAUGCAGGCAUAUUUGAUAGGUUCCAUCAGGGUCAGUGGUAAAACAAAAUGGGAUGUAUUAGAUGGUGUAAUUAGACGUCUCUUUAAGGAAUAUGUUUUCCGAGUAGAUCCAUCUACUAGCCUUGGUUUGAGCUCAGACUGUAUAGCUAAUUAUUGCAUAGGUGAUAUAAUUAGAGCCCAUAACCAAGAAGUGCCAGAAUUGCUACCUUGUGGAUAUCUGGUUGGAGAUAAUAACAUAAUCACAGUGAACCUUAAAGGAGUAGAAGAAAAUAGUUUGGACAGCUUUGUGUUUGAUACAUUAAUUCCUAAACCAAUUAGUCAGCGGUACUUUAAUUUACUGAUGGAACAUCACAGAAUUAUCCUAUCAGGACCUAGCGGCACUGGAAAGACCUAUUUAGCCAACAAGCUUGCUGAAUAUCUGAUAACUAAGUCUGGCAGGAAAAAAAUGGAAGAUGCCAUUGUUACUUUUACUGUUGAUCACAAAUCAACCAAGGAUGUUCAACAAUAUCUUGUUAAUUUGGCUGAACAGUGCAAUGCUGAUAAUAGUAGUGCUGACCUUCCUGUGGUAAUAAUUCUUGACAACCUGCAUCAUGUUGGUUCCUUGAGUGACAUCUUCAAUGGUUUCCUUAACUGUAAAUAUAACAAAUGUCCCUAUAUUAUUGGAACGAUGAACCAGGGAGUUUCAUCAUCACCUAACCUAGAACUGCAUCAAAACUUCAGAUGGGUGCUGUGUGCUAAUCACACAGAGCCUAUUAAAGGGCUUUUAUCCAGAUAUUUGAGAAGGAAACUGAUUGAAACAGAGCUAGAGAGGAAUGCCCGCAAUAAUGAUCUCAUCAAAAUUAUUGACUGGAUUCCCAAGAUAUGGCAUCAUCUCAACAGCUUCUUAGAAAGCCACAGUUCUUCUGAUAUAACCAUUGGUCCUCGCCUUUUUCUACCCUGUCCUAUUGAUGUUGAUGGUUCUAGAGUGUGGUUUACUGAUCUCUGGAAUUAUUCCUUGGUGCCAUAUAUAAUGGAAGCUGUGAGAGAAGGACUUCAGAUGUACGGUAAACGUGCGCCUUGGGAAGACCCCUCAAAGUGGAUAGCAGAGACUUGUCCAUGGAGUUCACUGCAGCAUGAUUGGUCAUCAUUACUUCAGUUAAGACCUGAAGAUGUUGGAUAUGAAGGUUAUGCAUCUGCCAAAGAAGGAACCACUUCAAAGCACAUUCCACAGAUGGAAUCAGAAGGAGAUCCUUUGAUGAACAUGCUAUUGAGGCUCAAAGAAGCUGCCACUUACUCAAGUGCCCAGAGCUGUGACAGUGAUACUGCCAGCCACCAUGAUGAUAUUCUGGACCCUUCCCUUGAGUCAACUCUCUGAAGAGCGCAUGGCUUUGGUUAGAGGAGGCUGAUAAACCUAUACCUGUGUUAAGGGCUGCCAGUAGCAUCACGAUGGGGUGGGAUGGGGUGGCUGCUGAAAGAGCAUGUGUGUGCUGUGUUGUAUGGAGGCAGCUGAUUUAAGCAGUAAAGCAAAUCAGAACUGAAAGCUGGGAUUUGUUCAAUUUCAAGUGGAAAGAGCCUUUAACAGGGAGGCUGUGAAGCAGACUGCACACAUACUAGCCAAACUGGAAUCUCUAUGAGUCUUUUAUUUUCUAUUCUUGUCUUGAAAGUUUACAGUGGAAGCAUUUUAUGUGACACUUCAAUAUACUUGGGGGUGCUGCAUUCAUAGUUCUCUUGCUCCUCCUCCUCUUCCUCCUCUAACCUCUGUGGUGCCUCACAGCACAUAUUCCAGAUUGCAACGAUGUUCACAUUAUAUUCUGCUGUCCUUUCCAAAACGAGGUGGACACAAAAUAAAAAGAAGAAUGAGAGGGCGUAUAAACUCAAUAAGCACAAAACAGUAUUGUGCAAUUACCUGACAAACAAUACUGUGAUAUGCUGGAUAAGUGCCAAUUUGAUACUAAACUGCCAUAUUUGCAGUGAUGUGGUUCACCAACUUUUCUGUUUGUUUGCUUGUGUGUGUGUGUGUGUGUGUGUAUUGAAAAAAGUCACCCGUUUUUAUAUCCAAAUUGUUUUUAACCACAAUGGUAUUUUUUAAACACCUGCCCACCUCUUAACAAGGUUGUUGCUGUUGUUGUUAAGCAAUUCUGAUGCUGACUAAAGGUUUGCUUAGGGCUUUGUUUUGAGUCUUUUGGGUGGGGGAAAAAGAGAUCAUUUCCUAUGGUGCUGUCUCACUGCCUUAAAACCGAUUUCUAGACAAUGUUACAGUUGGUUUAAUUUGUUUAAACCAUUGAUUAUUUACACUGUUUCCUUUCUUCAUUUUACUAAUGAGAGAGCAUCAGUGAACACAGUAGCCUUGUGUUUAUAUAUCAAGAUUUUUUUUAAUUAGGUGGCUAGAAGGAUGAACUAUUAAUAUAUAGAUAUAUUAUUUUUAUCUUCUGUGAAUCAAUGACCUGCCAUCUAAACUAUUCAAGUGACCCAAAAGCCACUCUUAGUUAACUGUGAACAGAAAACGAAACAAAAAAGUCCAACACAGUUGGCUCUACCCCAUUUGGAAAGAACUUAUUUAAGCCAGAAACAGAGACGUGUGACAUUUUAUCCAGCAGAGCUGGGUGCACUUGAUUUAGCAUGAGCACAAAUUGUUCUUGAUUUUCCUCCCUCCCCUUCCCCCUUCAUUUGAAGCAUGCUAUUUUAAUUGCAGUUGUUGUAAAUGAAGAAAUUCAGCAUUACAAAAACACUGACACAGUGCUAUUCACUGUGCAAGACAGAAAUGUUUUUACUGUAAGAGGGGAAGGUGGGGGUGAUUUUGCACAGUUUAUUGGGAGGGUAUUGUAAAUACUGAAAAUAAAAAGUGUUGCACAAAUGAAAGGAAACAAAACAGUGACAGCAACAAAAAUACAAAACUAUACUUUAUUCUAUUGAUGUUAAGAAAUGUUUCAUUGACUGAGAAUACCUAUAUGUUGUAAACAAAUCAAAAAUGCAAUCUGUACAAUCUGUUUAAAAAAAGAAAGACAGAUAAACCCAGUAUGUUCAUCCUGUAUUUAGAAUUGUCAUCACAAAGCUGGGGCUAUCCUUGCUAGAAUGAACAUUUGCACUCUUUAAACCAGUCUAUCUUUGAAGAAAAAAUAGAUGCUAUCUGUCCUGGCAGGAUACACCAGACUGAAGGAAAACCCAGUCAGAGUAAUUGGAUAUGCUGGUUAAAAUUAACGUAAAUAAUCUAAGGGCUAUAGCAUUCUACAGACAUGUACUUCAACCCCCAAUCAUGAAAGAACUCAUGUGGAGUAUGUCCACUCACAACAAUAGGACAUGUGCCGAUGAAAUGCUUUCAGGAUACACAUAGCCGAUGGAUAACUUCAGGACAUGUAACUGGUGCUACUAACUCCUACAACAAUAUCUACUGCAAAACAAAUAUUGAAGAAAUCAAUGCAAUUUUCCCUGUCGCAUCAGCUGCAGGUUUCCUGCAUGGUGCUACUGCCCUCAUAACAAAAUCUGCUUUUAUGCACAUAAAAUGUACUCAGAUUGAUUUCCAGCAGCAAAUAUUAGCUGACUGUCUCAUACUGUUAAGCAGCACGCCACUCUCUGGUAAAUGACAAAAAUGAAAGCUCCUUAUGAUUGAUGUAGUCUAAAA
This is a messenger RNA of Python bivittatus (Burmese python), 8814 nucleotides long. The record is from RefSeq and is a predicted model, not a curated record. Lineage: Eukaryota; Metazoa; Chordata; Lepidosauria; Squamata; Pythonidae.